AUGUCGACGACGCGACGAGCCGCAUUAUCGCUGUACCGCCGCUCACUGAAGCUGGCUUUGGACUGGGCAGUUCACCGCCACCUCUGGCGUGGCCAGGCUCUCUAUAUCCGAUCUCUAUUCGAAGCCAACCGCAAUGUUUCAGACCCAAAGACGCAAAGAGCACUCCUAUCAGAGACAGAGAAGCUGCUCGAGAGCUGGAAGCACCCUGAUCCAUAUGUCCAUCCCACAGCACCCGGAGGCUCCAAGUACGAGCGAAACUUACCCUCUCCAGUUCUCACACCACCACCCAACCAUCAUGUUUGA
Messenger RNA from Clonostachys rhizophaga, 303 nucleotides. The record is from the annotation of a GenBank genome assembly. Lineage: Eukaryota; Fungi; Ascomycota; Sordariomycetes; Hypocreales; Bionectriaceae.